Messenger RNA from Leguminivora glycinivorella, 2629 nucleotides. Its product is annotated as BUD13 homolog. NCBI's taxonomy places the organism in Eukaryota, Metazoa, Arthropoda, Insecta, Lepidoptera, Tortricidae. Gene Ontology annotation, biological process: mRNA splicing, via spliceosome. Gene Ontology annotation, molecular function: RNA binding. The record is from RefSeq and is a predicted model, not a curated record. Gene Ontology annotation, cellular component: U2-type spliceosomal complex; RES complex.
UGUUGAUCGCUUGUUGUGAAACUGUGAUUAAUUCUAUUUUGUAAACUAUUUUUUGACUUGAAAAAGUGCUAAAUAUGGCUGCAAAGAUCGACCAGAAAGCUUAUUUACAGAAAUAUUUAACUGGAUCAUCGGGGGAUAAAAAGAAGAAGAAGAAAAAGGUCGUGAAAGGCAAAGGGAUGAAACUAAUAGACGAUGAUCUAGACUUAUCCAAGCUCCGUCCCCUAGACGGGGAUGAGUUGGACGUAUUUGACGGAGGCGAGGACGCCCCGCAGAUUGCCGGCAUCAUUGAUGAGAGGCCGGAGGAAGUGCGAAAGAUGGAGCAGUUCAAAACUAGUUCUAAGUGGAAGGUUGUUAACCAGGAUGAUGGUUUCAACAGUAGACUACAAGUACAAGAAAUAAAACAAGAUAUCAAAGAGAAAGAGAAAGAAAAUGAACUUAUAUUUGGAAAAAUGUACAGUGACUCCGAAGACGAAGAUCAAGAUAAAACUAACUCUAAAGAUAAAGGUUCUAAAAAAACUCAAAAUAGUGAUAGUGAUGUUAGUCCACCGAGGCAAAGGAAAUCACCUCAGAAAGAGAAAUAUGAUUCUGAUCAGUCACCUCCAAGAAAAAAUAGUCAAAGAGAUAAGAGAAGAGGUCAUGACUCUGAUGAAUCACCUCCAAGAAAGAAGGCUCAAAGAAGUAAAAAGAAUAACGAUUCUGACCAAUCGCCCCCAAGAAGGAAAGAGAGAAAAAAUUAUGAUUCUGAUCAGUCACCUCCAAGAAAAUCUCAAAAAGAACAGAAAAGAGAUGUAUCACCUAAAAAGAGUCAAAAAGAAAGAAGUAAGAAUUAUGACUCUGAUGUGUCACCUCCAAGAAAAAAUCAAAGAAAGAAUUAUGAUUCUGAUGAGUCACCACCAAGAAAAAGAGAAAAUAGACCAAAGGAACGGAGAAAACCUAGCCGUUGGGGGAAUGGGAGAAAGAAGAAUCACCGCAAAGGAAAAAGUAAAAGCUCAAAAUCUCCUAAAAGAUAUUCAAGGUCACCUCAAAGAAAAAAGCAUUCUCGUAAUUCAACGUCACCAAGAAGGAAUGAUAAAAAUGAUAGAAAAACGAAGUCGCCAAAACGAGGUUCAGAUUCUGAUUUGUCACCGCCGAGAAAACAGAAGAAUAAACGAAGAAAAUCUUCAGAUUCUGACUUGUCUCCACCUAGAAAGAAUGGUUCUAAGAAUAGAAGAGAAAGUGAUUCAGACCAGUCACCGCCCCGAAGAAAGAACGACAGUCCACCGCCAACCCACAAGAAAAUGGCCCGGACUCUCGAAGGCAAACUGGCCGGGUUGCAAGAUGCCGGACAACUCAAGCAGGAGAACGAAGCUUUCAGGAGACGGGAGGAGGAAGCAUUCAGUAGGAUGAACGAUGAAGUGUCGGGGAGGAAUGCUAAAGUAGUUUCUAGAAAGAGUAAAAGAGAAACGUCAGAAGACAGACAGAAACAGAAAGAAAAAGCGGAGAGGCAGAAGGAACUUGAUGAUAAAUACAAGAAAUGGAGUAGAGGCCUAAAACAAAUUGAAGAUCAAGAGUCUCGCGUCCAAGAUUUCAUGCACGAAGCAUCCAAGCCUUUGGCCAGACAUAAAAAUGAUGUGGACCUAGAAAGUAGACUCAAAAAUAUUGAGAGGGAGGGAGACCCCAUGCUUGCUUACAUGAGAGAGAAGAAGAGGGAACGUGGGGAAUUACCGCCAGAACGGCCCAGAUACAAAGGCAGCUUCCCGCCAAACCGUUUCAACAUCCGGCCCGGAUAUCGCUGGGACGGUGUAGACCGCUCCAACGGGUACGAGAAGAGUUUCUUCGAACACCAGAGCAAGAGAAAAGCUCAAGAGGAAGAGGCUUACAAGUGGAGCACUGAGGAUCUAUAAGCUACCUUAUGUAUGGAGUAAUUUUAUACAGGUAGUAAUUUUAUAACCGGAAAAAACUGGGUAUGAGAAGUAUUGCUAGUUAUAAAAAUUACAACCUGUAUAUUGAACCAUUUUUAUAGUGAUUUAAUGAACACACUUAAUGACUAUUUAGGUGUAAUUUUUAUUAUCGCUAAAAUUUACGAGAUAUUAUAAGUAUUGCCAGUUAUAAAAAUUACACAUAAAUAGUCAUGUGUGUAAAUUAAAUCAAUUAAAACUAACUCAAUAUACGGGGUGUAAUUUUUAUAACCGGCAAUUGUUAAAAAAUUGCCGUUUAUAAAAAUACCUCUAUUAGUGAGACUCAGUAUUUUACCACUGUUAUUAAGACUAUAUUUGAAAGAUUUCACUUGGAUUGAACCUUGAACCUGCAAAGGCAGCUUCCCGCCGAACCGUUUCAACAUCCGGCCCGGAUAUCGCUGGGACGGUAUAGACCGCUCCAACGGGUACGAGAAGAGCUUCUUCGAACACCAGAGCAAAAGGAAAGCUCAAGAGGAAGAGGCUUACAAGUGGAGCACUGAGGAUCUAUAGUAAUUUUAUACAGUUUAGUAUAUUAUAACCGGCAAAAACCGGAUAUGACAAGUAUUGCCGGUUAUAGAAAUUACAACCUGUAUAUUGAUUUUUAAGAUUGACUUGUUUUAUUAGUGAUUUUUUAUAACUAGCAAGUAAAUUCUGGAUAUGAGAAGUAUUGCUGGUUAUUAAAAUUACACUCU